CAUUAGCAAAUAUUCUCAGCAAUUAGUAUGAUUCAUAUUUUUAAAGAAAACAAUCAAAUUUUAGAGUUGAGCACGUGUUCUUUCAAAAUUUCCGUAAUAUUCAAAAAAAGCGAUUUGCCAUCGAUUUGGAACCAGUGUUGUGCUCUGUGUGCGCGUUUUACUUAUUGAGAUGAUGAUGCCCCGAUCCCGAUGUUAAUGCCGCCGUAUUUUUUGUAUUUUUGUGUGUGCGUCUCCGUCUAGAUCGCCGCAUUUUCCGUGUUCGUGUGUGUUUGUGUGUGUGUGUGUGUUUCAGCAACUGAAAUAAACGAAAUAGGAAAUUUUGGUAUUUCUUUUAUAAAUAGAUUUCGCCAUACGGAGAAAAGUUAAGACGAGGAAAAUGUGAAAAGUGAAUGAAACGCACGAAAAUUUGUUAAAAAUCAAAGCGAAUUACAGCCCACAAAAGCGGCCACAACGUGAAUUGUGUGAAUUGUUCGAAAAAUGUGCAAAUUGUGUGUGAGUGCGGUUGAGAAUUAAAUUGAUUGCCUACUGAGAAAGAUAUAGAUUAAAUGCAAUCUACUCGCAAUUUGUACAAUCAACUAGACAAAGGCUAAACAUGUGAAUUUUGCUUGCACAUUACAUUGUGAAUGCGAAAUAAAUAAUUAUAGCAGUGUGAAGCAUAUUUUCUAUUUACAAAACGUACAAAAUGCAAGCGUCUUCGACGACAACAACAACAACGACGACCAAAACCAAAAAGCUCAGCAGUAGCGGAGGCAGCGGCAGCUCUGGCGGUUCGGUGGCCAUGACGAGUGCCAGCAAAACAACAACGACAACAACAACGACGACAAACCGCAAGCCUGCAGGAGCCGCCGCCAAAUCACCGAAAGCUGCGCCGGUCGCAGCGAUCAGCAACGAUGCGCACGCCGAGAUUGCGGAGCUGUCAAAGAAGAUCAGCGAGCAUGCCGAUGCCAUCUAUCAGACGUGGAGGAGCCGCGGUCUGCCGCCCGCGCAGCUGCUUGAGAUGUACACAAAUGCCGCGGCCUCGGGCGACUUUGCGGAUGUUGCUGUUGCAGCUGCGACAGCUGCAACAACGGACAUUAGCAGCGCCGAGGGCUUGCAGAAGAUGGUCACCAGUUUUGUGAACAAAGACAAAGAGCAGCGCGGCAAGAAUGUUGUUAAAAAAGCAUCGGAAGUGGGCGUGGCUGCCCAGUCAAUUGGCAAUGGCAAGCUAAAGAAAACAGCGACAACAACAGCACUAACCGGAGCGACAACGACAACAACAACGCCAACAACUGGCUCAACCAAAGCCAGUAAGCCGAGUCAACAGCAGGCCAGCGAUCAGUCGUUGCAAUCUCCCAAAAAAGUGGCAGCAGUGACUGCCAGCAAAACGCUGCCCGAUGUGAAUCUCAAUUAUGACAUCGAUUUGCAUCUGGAUGUUAACAAUUUGUCGCAGCAGCAGACGCAGCACUUGCUCAAAAUCAGCGAGUUGCUGCAGAAAGAGGCAGCCGCCGCAGCAGCGGCAGCAGCAUCAGCAACAGUUGCAAGCACAGGGUCAACAACGCCUACCAAGAAGCGGCAAAGCAACAGCAAUGGUAGUAAGACCAGCAGCAACAGCAAUACUCUAAUCAAUAGCAACAACAACAACAACAAGUUAACAACAGCAACUCAGAACAGCAAGAAACUGAGCAAAGCCAGCAGCAACAACAGGAGCAGCAGCAACAGUCACGCCAACAGCAGCAGCGAAAGUGCAGGCGAUGCAGUUGAUGCACCUCGUGUGGGCGUGGCUGUGACAUUGACAGAUAAAGGCGCCAGCGAGCCCACGAUCAGCAGUCGUAAAGCGAGCAAAACCAAAGAGAACCACAGCGAACAACAGAAGCCGGCAAUGGCGAAUUCGACAGCAACAGCAACAGCAACAGCAGCAGCAACAACAACAUCAACAACAAUAUCCACAACCAAAGAAAAGCCAGCGAUCACGAGGAAAACAGCCAACAGUCGAAAUAGUAGCAGCAACAGCAACACUGAUAACAGCAAUGCCAGCAACAUUGUGGCGAACGCAAAAGCAACGGCAACACCAUCGGCAACAUCAACAGCAGCAGCAGCAACUACAACAGCAACAGUUGGAUCGUCAGCGACUUCGGUGGACACAACGAUGCCAACGUUGAAUAAAAUCAAACCGACGAGCGGCAGCCGAGCAGCGCUCACCAAUGGCCAGGAUAAGAAUUUGGGCAGACCAAUCCUAACACGUGGUUCCGUCGCCGAGCGCGUGCUGCUCUUUGAGAAGCGUCCGGAUGUGCGCAACUCGUUCCUCGACAUCAAACGGCCUGUGGAGGCGCCGCCGAAGAGUCUGCUUAAGGUCAAAUUGCAUGCGACACCGCCUCCGGCGCCUGCACAGGAACAGAACUCGCUGCAAAAGGAGAUUAGGAGCUCCAAGAGUGUCUAUAUACCCAGAUUCUACUUUCCACAUGGCAAGCCACAGCCAACGAUUGCCAUGGAACGGGUUAUUCGCGGCAUAUUGUCCGCCUUUGAUAGCUUUCCCAACAAUCAGGUGACCAAGGAUGAGCUGCCGCGCAUCCUGAAGCUAUGCGGACUGCCCUUCUAUUGGCGCAUGCCAGUGAUGAUCUUCUGUCAAGCGAGCACCACGGGUCUGGUUGAACGCCAGCGUUUUGUGGAGUUCUGGAAGCAGAUGAAUGUAUAUUGCCAUGAGGCUGCCUCGAGAUUUGUUUACAUUUUGUCGCGGGGCCAACGCUUUCGUUCGUAUAUUGUGCCCGAUGAUCUGGUGCCAUUGGUGCAGGACGUGGUUGACACGCACCCCGGUCUGGCCUUUCUUAAAGAAGCAACCGAGUUCCAUUCCAGAUACGUGCACACGGUCAUCGCACGCAUCUUCUACUCAGUGAAUCGCAGUUGGAGCGGCAAGAUAACAAUAUCGGAGCUUAAGCGAUCCGAUUUGCUGGAGAUGAUCAGUCUGCUGGAGGAGGAGGAUGAUAUCAAUCAGAUAAUGGCCUUCUUUAGCUACGAGCACUUUUAUGUGAUCUAUUGUAAGUUCUGGGAACUGGACAAGGAUCACGAUUUGCUCAUCAAUCAGGACGAUCUAGCCAAGCACAGCGACAACGCUCUCUCCACACGCAUCGUUGAGCGCAUAUUCUCCGGCUGUGUGACACGCAGCGACAACAAAAAGUCCCCUGAGGACGAGCCUAAGAUGUCGUACACAGAGUUCGUGUGGUUCAUUCUCUCUGAGGAGGACAAACGCACGCCCACAGCCAUUGAGUACUGGUUCCGCUGCAUGGAUAUCGAUGGAGAUGGUGCCCUUUCCAUGUACGAGCUGGAAUACUUCUAUGAGGAGCAGCAACAGCGCAUGGAGGGCAUUGGCAUUGAGUGCUUGCCAUUUGAGGAUUGCCUCUGUCAGAUGCUGGAUAUGAUCAAGCCUGCGAAUCGUGAUUCCAUAACGCUAGGAGAUUUGAAACGCUGCAAAAUGACGCACGUAUUCUUUGAUACGUUCUUCAAUCUAGAGAAAUAUUUGGAUCACGAACAGCGCGAUCCAUUCGCCGCACAGCGGGAUGAGUCAAAUUCGGAUUGGGAUCGAUUUGCGGCACAGGAAUAUGAACUGCUUAUAUCUGAGGAGAAUGAUUGAAGCUCGUUUGCCAAAUUCGGUUUUUAACAACUUAUACAUAACAUACAAACUCAUAUCUACACACACAAACAUACUCAUUCAUGACAAAACAUAUUUAUUUACUUACAAAUUUUUAUACAAAUUUAUACACUACGUAAACGAAAAAUCCAAGAAAAAAAACCCAAAAAGAAAUCUAUUCUUUUAGUGCAAAUGUGCAAUAAAACUUUAAAACUAUUUAUUUAUGCUUCUUUUCCGUUAUUCAGUUAACUCUUUAAUGAAAUAAAACACAUAAGUAGUAUUCGCGAUUUUAGCUUGAAAACUGAACUGAAUAUCGGAACACGCCAAAUUGAGAAUCAAACAUAAAAAUUGUUUUUUUUUUUUUGAGUAGUAAACAUUAGUCAAUUGAAUUUGUGCAAAUUUUGUUUAGUUGAAAUAUGAUAAAUAAAAUAAUAAUAAAUUUUGUGAAUUUUAUUUUACUAUAAUUGGGCGAUAAUCCUCAAAAAACAGCAAGAAUGGAAUUACUUAAUAGAAACUAAAUUUUAUGAAUUUUACUAGUGUGAAAAAAUGAUUGCAAUAUACUUUUAUACAUGAUGAAUUGAAUAGGUAAUAAUUAAAGGCAAUUAGCCUUAAAUUUGGUUUUUUUAUUAACUUAUUUUGAACUCUUUUUUUUUUUGUUUAAUUUUUCUUUUACAACUUAAAUUAGUUAAAAAUAUACUUUGCUUCUCUUUGUAUUCGUCUUCGCUUUAACACUUUUAGCUACGCCAUCUGAUUCGCCUAAUUUAUUUGCUUUCUAUACAUAACUUUUAUUGAAAUAUAUAUAUAGUAUUUAUGCAGUUCACGCAGCGCCAACUGAUAAGUUAGAUUAGAUAUUACAUCGGAUAUUAGAAAAAUGUUUAUUCUUCGCAUUACAAUUCUAAUUUAUUGUUUUCUUUUUUUAUUACAAUUGCUGGUUUGUUACAAACGGUUCUUGAAUGGUUGCGAUGCAGAUACAAUCUACGCUGCUCGUCAGUUAUUAAAUCACAGGUGAAUAUGGGGCGAUAUAUAUUGAAUUGUAAUUGUUUAUAAUAAUUGCGCAAA
This is a messenger RNA of Drosophila sulfurigaster albostrigata, 4660 nucleotides long. RefSeq names its product pneumococcal serine-rich repeat protein. Gene Ontology annotation, molecular function: protein phosphatase regulator activity; calcium ion binding. NCBI's taxonomy places the organism in Eukaryota, Metazoa, Arthropoda, Insecta, Diptera, Drosophilidae. Bases 683 to 3604 code for a protein of 973 amino acids. Gene Ontology annotation, biological process: protein dephosphorylation. The record is from RefSeq and is a predicted model, not a curated record. Gene Ontology annotation, cellular component: protein phosphatase type 2A complex. The transcript has 8 exons.